Xyrichtys novacula (pearly razorfish) is the source of this 1777-nucleotide messenger RNA. The record is from the annotation of a GenBank genome assembly. Lineage: Eukaryota; Metazoa; Chordata; Actinopteri; Labriformes; Labridae.
ACCUCUGCUGUGAAAGACUGCAGCACACAGAUAAGAGACAUGAUGCAUGAUUGAGAAUACAAACCACAGCCAAGGGGCAUUUUUCUGUGUUUAUGCAUGCAGUUUGUGAUAAGUUAUCCACACAAAUCUAUUGGUGUGACCAACUCAAGUCAUUUGCAAAAUGAGUCAUUCAUCUGCCUACUUGGUGUAUCAUGCAUUGUCGUCAGUGCAUGACACCUUGACUCGAAUCAUUCACUAAACAAAUGUACUAAUAUCCACAACAUGAUGUGUUGACAAAACCAAAAAGGAAAGUGACAUGAUGGAGGAAAUUGAAGAGCUGAUUCUCAGAAUCAACAUGCAGAAGUCUCCGGCCACACCAAAAAAAGAAGAGUUCAUCUUUAAAUCCAGGUUUCUAAUACCAAGCAAUCCCCUUUUCUCUAAAACCUCAACAAUGAGGAUCUUAGGAGCUCUCCACUUCUCAUUUUAUGCAGCGAAAUCUGAUUUCUCUGGGAGAAAAGGAAUGAGGCAAGAUUAACUGAAUCUGCUGUCCUCUCUAACCUCUUCACAAAACUGCCCAGAUUAGCUAGGAAUUAAGUUUCAACCGUUUUAUGUGUCUGGUCCAUCGGGGAGGAUUAUGGUUUUACCUUCUUUUUUUUUGUGCCUCCCAAUUUCACUAUAAGGGCCUGACACAUUGUGGAAAGAGGAGAAGCAGAAGAGCAGUCGAGCCUGAACUAUCUAAAAGUGUUUGUUGUACAUAUUGCUUGGUUUUUACUGCUUGUGGUUUUCUUUGGAGAUGGAUGGGCUGAUCAGGAUAGAGAGAGAAAAGUUCCCUUUCACCAUUGAGAACAUCCUGAGCAAAUAUCCAAACAGUAACGGAGAGGGGCGACCAUGUGGGACAGCUGUAUUAAAAGAGAAGGUGGUGGGUGCUAGUGGAGGUCACACAGAGAGGGUCCAUCAUGCCUGCAUGUGCUGCUGCUGCUGUUCCCACUGUGGAGACAUUUUCCAGACUGAUUUCAUCCAUGAAGGUAAGAACAUCACCUAUUUAGACACCUGUAUUCGGCUGAUUUUCACUUUAGAGGUAUCUCAGAUUUCUUCUUAUGCAGCGUGCCAGUAUGGAUGGCCCCCAGUGAUGCUCACAGACCCCAGCAGGCUCGAAGACGCUCACAGAGAUGAGCAUUUGCCCAGUCAGGUGCAGAGGAGAACCAGGAGACAUCGCACUAUUUUUACCGAGGAGCAGCUGGAUGCACUGGAGGAGCUGUUCCUGCAGAAUCAGUAUCCAGAUGUGAACACGAGGGAGAGGCUGGCACAGCAGACUCACCUGAGAGAGGAAAGAGUAGAAGUAAGUCAUAAGCAUUUGGAUAUAGAAUCAACCAAUGAAAUACAAAAGAUGUGUGCAAAUGUAAAAACAUCACCACACUUUUAUUCCUGAAUUCAUCUCUGAUCAUUCUAAGUUGUUUUACUGAUAUGUCCUUGUUCACAAGGAUAUCCAGUGCUGCUGCAAAUGUAAUAGAUGAGGUGCAAAUACAUAUGUUAGAGCUGUAUGCCAUUAGAAAUAAAGGAAAAGUUAAAUUAUAUCAAUUUCUCUCUGCUGACAGGUAUGGUUUAAAAACCGAAGAGCAAAGUGGAGGCGUCAGAAAAGACUGUCAUUUGGUGUGGGGAACACAGAAAACUAAGUUCAGUCAUGUACAUACUGUUUGGAUUACAGGAAUAUAGAUAACAGAUUGCUGUGGGUGUAUGCGUGUGUGCUUGGCUGACAUUGAAACAAAGACUCUUUCUUGCUCUUGUUAUUUAAUGUCAC